Molecule: messenger RNA, 4896 nt
Organism: Penicillium griseofulvum
Lineage: Eukaryota; Fungi; Ascomycota; Eurotiomycetes; Eurotiales; Aspergillaceae
Product: Zinc finger, CCCH-type
Exons: 8
Coding region: 1-4896 (1631 amino acids)
Biological process (GO): regulatory ncRNA-mediated heterochromatin formation
Cellular component (GO): nuclear RNA-directed RNA polymerase complex
Molecular function (GO): helicase activity; metal ion binding
Source: RefSeq, a predicted model, not a curated record
AUGUUUGCUCUUUCCCAAUGUGUCUCGUUUGCCAUAGACCCAAUGACGUAUAAUACCUACAUUGCGAGAUGCUUCAAUGUUGCUUUCUUGAAAAAAUCAGCCAUCUUCCUCUCCCUGCUCACCCAAUUUUGUGGCCAUUUGAUCAGGAAACGGACCUCUCUUAAUACACUAGCUGAAGAUUUUCUUUACUACUCCACGAUCAUGGCUGGUCGUGAAAAUCAACGAUUCCGAGGCCCAGGCCAUACCAGCAAGCGAGGCGGUUCGAGCAACUUCGGAAGACGUAGCCAAAGCGACAAUAUCUGCAGGCAAUUUCAGCGUGGGAAUUGCACCUACGGCUCAGCUUGCAAGUUCUCUCACGACUUGGCAAGAGCUAGCGGAUCCGAACCCAAUCCCAUAGCUGAUGAUCCGAGCUCCCGGAGACGAUAUUAUGACUGGAAGUCGAUCCUGAGAAGAAGCCCUCUCGGUGCCAAGUACCAGAGAGGACAGGAAGAAAUACUACGACUGUGGCGAGGAGCGAUUGAUAUCCUUGAAGGUGAAAAUACAGGAGACCAACAGUCUCUCAUCAGGGACCUCGUGGAUGAUGAUCUUGAUGGACACGCGUUCAUUCUGGCAACUAUCGAUACAGCUCGCCAAAAUUGGAGUCGCUCUAUUCCUGGAUAUAUUGAGCUGUUUCUCAAGGUUAUCACCCAUUCUUCCCUAUUGGAUUGUCUCUCCGUUGAUUCAUUUGUUGGCACUAUGUACGCAACCUUUGCCGGCCCGAAUGGAGACCGAGCAAUCGGGUUUCUGGAAAGUGUUUGUCGCUGCAUGACAAACAGCCGUGAGAAGAAUGGCAACAUCGGGUCUCUCGUCACUCUAGAUAUGGUGAAGUUGCUAUUGAAUGUCCUGUAUCAGCUUCUGCACAGGGUCCGACGGGCACGAUUUCAUGAUGACCUUCCUUCGCUUCUCGGCUCACUGUAUGAUUUGGCCCACAAAAUGAUCGAAGUAUGCUCUAAAGCCGACCUCGAGGCGCUUGACAACAAAAUUGAAAUCAUGCGAAAUGUGGUCGCGAGCGCAAAACGCAGUCUUGUUCCACCCAAAGCACCUGCAGAGAAUGGUCACAGGACUCGGAGUGGACUAGCUCAGUCAACAUUUCCAAUGAACAUGGAAAUCCCUGGUGGCAGACACGACAAUGAUCUAGCAGAGAUCUCACAGAUUCGAAUUCUUCCGACACAAGGAGAAAUUGUCAGUGACAACUCAGAAUAUUUACCAUCUACGGACUUCUCUCAGCCACACUUCAUCGAAGAUCCUAUGAUGAGAUACAUUGACUCUACAUUCCGAAUUCUGCGCCAUGACAUCUUCGGUACUGCUAAAGAUGUACUUCGGGAUUUACUGCAGCAAAAUGGUUCAACCCCUUACCUACCGAACAAUGAUAGCAGGGCGCAUAUCUACAAGACAUCUCAUGUCCAGAAUAUCUUCGUUAACGGAAGAAAUGAGCUCGAAGCAACAGUAUCCUUCUCUGCCCCGUCACAACUGCACAAAAAGCCCGUUGCCGAGCAAUCCAGAUGGUGGAAAGAUUCCAACCGACUAGAAGAAGGGAGCCUAGUGUGCUUCUUGACUUCUGAAGGCACUAAAAAAAGGCUGCUUUUUCUCGAAGUCACAACUAAGUGCUCCUCCCAAGAACAACCAAACAAAGUAAAGAGCACUCUUGUCUCCGGUCGAUAUCCACCUAGCAUAACGGUGAAGCUUGCGACAUGUUUGCAACAAGAACUAAAUCUGCUCGGUCAAAUUUACACCGAGAAAAUCUCAGGUACCCUGGUUGACUUCCAUGGUCUCAUUCCUGCAACGUUUGCACCGAUCCUGAGAAAUCUACAGCGUGUUCAGCGCGAGGGGGAGUUGGCAUUCCAGAAAUGGAUCUUGCCAGGCCGAAACGAGAACAAGGGGAGGACCAAUAUACCUCCACCACCAUACGCCCGAAAACUGGGAUUUGUCUUUCCCUUCCGUUCGAUCAUAAAAGAUAAAGCUCACGAUAUCAAGCUCGACCCAUAUUUCCCAGAGUCUCUCGACCUCAAAGAGCUGGAAGUUUUGACUAGUCUCGACCAUGGGCAGUGUCAGGGACUUGUUGCUGCUCUUACUCGAGAAUAUGCAAUGAUCCAAGGUCCCCCGGGUACAGGAAAGUCUCAUGUUGGGGUCAAGCUUCUUCAAGUUCUCAUCUCUAUCAAACGAAGCGCAAAGCUGGGACCAAUUGUCGUGAUGUGCUACACUAACCAUGCCUUGGACCAAUUCUUGAAGGACCUUCUGGCUAUCGGUAUUCAAAAGAUCAUACGCAUUGGAGGCCGCAGUCAGACAGCUGAGCUGGAAGGCAAGAACCUUCGCGUUGUUAGCGGCAGCAUCAGCAAGACAAAGGUAGAGUCACGAACCCUCGGCCAAACUUACAGCGAGCUUGAGGAAUGUAUGGAAGUUGCUGGGUGUUCCAUGAAGCAUCUACACCAGUCCCCCAAAGGGCCCACCUGGAAAGGGAUGCAGCAAUUUUUGCGAAACUAUUGGCCCAUGAUACAUAGACAGCUGGAUCUGAUAGAUGUGGAGGGGUUUCAGAAAGUCACCAAUGACCCCUUGUUAGACUGGCUGGGGGUCAAAUCGACAAAUCGCCUGAAAGCUAAGGAUGCGGAUGAGGCUGACACUGAACGGUUGGAAAACUUGACACGGACUGCUGAGAAAAAUAUCUAUGACCUAUCGAAGCCAGAGCGCCGAACUCUUGCAAAGAGCUGGUUCAACGCCGAGAGCUUGCGUGCGAAGAUCAACGCUGUCUAUGACGAGAUAAACCGGCGAGCGCUGGUCCAAGCCGACGUUGUUAGUAUCACUACAACGUCUCUCGCACGAAAUAUCGAGACAUUACGCCGCAUAGGCGCAAAGGUUAUCUGGGAGGUUGAUAUAGCGACCGCUCUUGUGCGCCAUCUCGUCCGACAGGGAGAGUACAGCACCAAGGAUAUUGCUCUCCUGACUCCAUAUACCGGCCAACUGCGGAAGCUUAGGGCAUCGCUCAGCAAUGAUUUCGAAAUAUGUCUCAGCGAGCGGGAUUUGGAGACCUUAGCAGCCGAGGGUCUUAGAGUGGGCACAGAUGAGCCUCCUCAGCUAGGAUCCCACAAACUAAUCAAAAGGAAAACACUUCUUCAGACGCUCCGCCUUACUACUGUUGACAACUUCCAAGGCGAAGAGGCAAAGGUGAUCGUCGUCUCCCUUGUUCGGAGCAACUUGAAAAGCAAAGUUAGCUUUCUACGCACCGAGAAUCGUAUUAACGUGCUUCUCAGUCGAGCACAGCACGGGAUAUACCUAAUUGGAAAUUCGGAGACCUACCUCAAUGUCCCAAUGUGGGCUGAUGUUCACGCUCAGCUCGCCCAUAUGAACGCAGUGGGCACGGAACUGGGGCUGUUCGAUGUUUACACUCGGCAUGUGGCUCUAUCUGCGGAGAGGCAUGUGCACCAUGUAUCGAGAAAUGCACUUGGGUUUGUCCUUAUCAAGGCUCCUGCUCAAUGCCAUGUGCAGCACCUUGUGACCGACUUCUAUGUGACGAGCGAUGCACCGAAAUUCUCAACUGCGGCCAUUAGUGCCCGAGUCUUUGCGGAGAGGAGUGUCCAAGUGAAAUCCUAUUCUGAAAUCAACCUCGACGAGAGUCCAAUUGUGGUGCUUGGAUGUGGUCAUUUCUUUACCAGUGAGUCGGUCGAUGGUCUAGUCGGCCUGGAUGAAGUGUACACAAGGGACGGAUCUGGCAAGUUCGACGGCCUGCGAGAUUUCUCUGCUUCGCUAGCCACCAUCAUACCAUCGUGCCCUGAUUGCAAACAGCCCAUUCGUCAGUUCGUAACAAAACGAUACAAUCGUGUCAUCAAUCGAGCUGUUAUGGACGAAACAUGCAAACGAUUCUUAACGCAAGGACGCAUCGACCUCGAAGCCCUUAAUUCUCGUUUGAACACCAUCACAGACGCGCUUGCUGCCAAAGACACAAAGGUACAGCCAAUAACCAGCCUUACGAAAGAGCAGAUCAAAGUACGAGAUGGGCGAUUAGUGAACAUUGCAAAGCAAGCUACAGCCCUAAGUAAAAUGAUGGAUGAAGAGCACCAACCCGCGAAGCGGCUUAAUGAUGCUAUUGCUUUGUGCCAGAAACCACCCAGUGGCGAAGACACAUCUAUCUCUAGCCAACUUGGAAGACUGAGAACAUCAACUCCAAGACCUGACAACCAGAUAACUCUUGGGGCACGAUUGAUCUCUAUCAAGGCCCGAGAAUUCGCUCUUCACCAGAAGUUCAGCCUCUUGAACCGAAAUGCGAGGGUUGAGCAGACAAUACUUAUUGUUCACCUUAAUCAGUGCACAAUACCGUUCUUGAAGGACUGUCGGGAAUUGAUCAUCAAAGCCAAGGAGGGGAGCCUCUUCCGCAUUGUCAUCACUGCAACCCUUGCGUUUACUAAAAUAUCCGAACUAUUUGGAUGGUGCCAUCGCACUCAUCCAACGACCGGAAAGGAUAUACUUGGUCCAAAAAGACGGAAGAGUCCGGGGUUACAAUCGCAUGAUGACCGCAGGAAUAUGGCACGUGAGUUCCUUGCCGAUGCUUUGGAUCUAUGCGAUCAAUUGGGAAAUUGUGAGGAGCUUCGAGAGAGGGUUCGGGAAAUGAAUCGUCUCUUUGAAGCGCGGUACGAAGAGGUGACGCCAGAGGAGCUUGCAUCCAUCAAGAUUGCCAUGGUUGGCGGGCGAUCAGGCAUGGCGACUAACUCUGGGCAUUGGUACAAUUGUAUCAAUGGACAUCCUUUUGCCAUUGGCGAAUGUGGUAUGCCGAUGGAGCUAGCCAAAUGUCCUGAAUGUGGAGCGAGUAUCGGAGGACAAAAUCACCAGGCAAUUGAGGGUAUCUCUCGAGCGGAGCAUAUGGAAUAG